This is a messenger RNA of Centruroides sculpturatus (bark scorpion), 1383 nucleotides long. RefSeq lists its product as uncharacterized. NCBI's taxonomy places the organism in Eukaryota, Metazoa, Arthropoda, Arachnida, Scorpiones, Buthidae. Bases 427 to 1212 code for a protein of 261 amino acids. The record is from RefSeq and is a predicted model, not a curated record. The transcript has 6 exons.
GUAUAUUUCAGGAAGUGCCAUGAUUAGUUUAUUUCCAAUACAAUAUACUUUUUUCCUUUUAACAAGCAAUAAAAUAAUUUUGCUUGAUAAUAUUUAACUUACGAAAAAUAUACUUUAAAAAGUUACAUUAAAAUACUUUUAAAAAACUUUAAAAAGUCUUUUUCUCCAAGGAAAGUAGUUUGAAUUGAAUGUGUGAGAAUCUUCCUCAAUAAAUGUAUUUCAUUUAUUUAAAUAGCUUUUUUACAAUCUUUAAAAAUAUUAUUAAAAAAUAUACAUCUAUCAAUAUUUUUAUUUUAGGAACUAAUUGUAGAAUUUUUCAAUCUAAAAACUGGAAAUUAUUGUAUUGGAGUUGAACCACUUCAUGAAAAAUGCUAUGGAGAGAGUUGUAUAAAACGCAUUGGAGGUUUUGUUAAAAUAGAGAAAAAUAUGGAUCCAUUGAUCAUUAAAUCAAAAGAAGAAAUGUUUAUUAAUCCAUAUUUUGCUUUUCUAAUAAUUAUUCCUGUAAUGUGCACUUUCAUAGUAUGGAUUUUAAAUAAUCAUUUGAGAAAAGUACAUUAUAUUUGUUCUUCACAUCACAGAAACAAUGAGGCAAUUGAAACUGAAAUUGAAUCUUCAAGCAAAAAAGUAGAAGUUCUUCUUUUGUUUUGUCAAGACUGUGUAGAAUAUGGCAGAAAAUUGAAAGAUCUUUUUGAGAACUGUUUCAAAGUUAAAAAAGUAAAUUCUGUGUUAAAUUUGGAAGAUGAAGUCCAAAUUUUACAAAAAGGAACUGAAUGGAUCUCCCAUCAUCUAGAAGAGUACCUAGAAAUAUUUAAAAAAUCUGAAACAAUAAAAAAAGUCAUUAUUAUAGAGUCAGAAAAAAGUGUCUAUUAUCAGAAAUUGAGAAUGAACAAUCAGAUGGAAUUCCAAAAAGAGACAUCUUCUCUGCACCAAUAUGAUAUUCUGUUUAUACAUGCAAUAUCAAAUAUCACCUCUAAUCUAUCUACAAGUUUAUUGGAUUACUUACAUCUCCUUGUUGUUCAUUUUAAAGAUGCUUCAAAACUGCAAAAUAUAACUCCUGAACGAAGAUUUUAUAUGCCUCAGGAUUUAGUUAGAUUAUAUUGUAAUCUAACAAACCAAGAGUGGCAAAUAUGGAAUGAAGAAUGUAUAUUGAAUAAAUGGAAGGACAAUUCAUCUUAUAUUGAAUUUAUUAAUUUUGUAGAUAAUUCAUCUUGAAUAAUUCACAUAAUAAAAUAUGUUAAUGCAACCUACCUCAUUUACAGUAUAUCAUACGUAAUAGAUUGUAUCAUCUGAAAUAUUAAUGUUCAUUGCAUGUCUGAUCCAGUAGUGUAACAGAUUUUAAUCUAGGAAUUUUUGAACGUUACAGUAAACUUAACUAGACUUUUA